Molecule: messenger RNA, 1367 nt
Organism: Candoia aspera
Lineage: Eukaryota; Metazoa; Chordata; Lepidosauria; Squamata; Candoiidae
Gene: CDK5R2
Product: cyclin dependent kinase 5 regulatory subunit 2
Exons: 1
Coding region: 221-1153 (310 amino acids)
Biological process (GO): axon guidance; brain development
Cellular component (GO): protein kinase 5 complex; growth cone; cytoplasm
Molecular function (GO): protein kinase binding; cyclin-dependent protein serine/threonine kinase activator activity
Source: RefSeq, a predicted model, not a curated record
GCGCCGGUUGACCCGAGUUUUCCAGCCUGGUGAGCUUCACUGCAGCUCCUUCGGGUUUCUCCGCAAGCUCAGCCUCAAGGCGCCGGCGCGGCUACUGCGUCCAGCCCAGCCCAUGGCCGGUGUGCGGGGCGCGUCUGGGCAGAAGCUGUAAGGACCUUCCCGUAAAGCAGCAGCAGCAGCAGCUGGUGAAGCCGCCGCCGCCGCCGCCGCCGCCGCCAGGAUGGGUACAGUGCUAUCCCUGUCGCCCGGUGGGUCUGGAAAGGGCAGCAGUGGGGUCCUGAGCGAGAAGGCGGCCCCGGGAAGGGCGCACGGCAAAGGCGAGAGCCGCUUGAAGCGGCCCGGCGUUUUGAUUUCUGCCCUCACCUGGAAGCGCCUGGUGGCCGCCUCUGCGAAAAAGAAGAAGAAUGCUAAGAAGGUGACGCCCAAGCCGGGCUCCGGAGGCGCAUCUGAUCCCCUGGUGCAGCAACGCAACCGCGAGAACGUGCGCAAGUCCCAGCCGGACGGGACCAAACAGGGUCCCUUGGCUGUCCCGGUGCCUACUGUGCCCGUCUCUAUCCAAGACAGCGGAAAACCGCCGCCGCCCCCGCCGCUGCCCAGCAACCGCUCGGCCGCUGGCUCCCCACGGAGGGUGAUCGUGCAGGCUUCCACGGGCGAGCUCCUCCGCUGCCUAGGGGACUUCGUGUGCCGCCGAUGCUACCGGCUCAAGGACCUGAGCCCCGGCGAGCUCAUCGGUUGGUUCCGCAGCGUGGAUCGCUCGCUCCUGCUCCAGGGCUGGCAGGACCAAGGCUUCAUCACCCCCGCCAACCUGGUCUUUGUGUACCUGCUGUGUCGCGAGGCACUGCAAGGCGACCAGAUUGGCAGCCAGGCGGAGCUUCAAGCCUCCUUCCUCACUUGCCUCUACCUGGCCUACUCCUAUAUGGGCAAUGAAAUCUCCUACCCACUCAAGCCCUUCCUGGUUGAGGGUGACAAGGAGCGCUUUUGGGACCGCUGCCUCUCCAUCAUCCAGGGCUUGAGCGCCAAGAUGCUGCAGAUCAACUCCGACCCGCACUUCUUUACACAGGUCUUCCAGGACCUCAAGAACGAAGGCGAGGGGGGACCCACAAAGGACUCCUCCAGCACCAACAAACACUGGACUAUAAGCUUGGACCGUUAGGAAAUUCAGGGGGCCCCUCCCCAGCACCCCCAACCUUCCAGAUGUAUCUCACCUCUUCGUCCCCCUCCCACCCAAAGGCUCGGCUCAACUAGGGUUUCUCCUGGAGGAAUAAAACCAGGGGUGAGGAUUGGGGAGCUGCCAGGGGCAUAGACAGCCCUUAGUCAUCCUAUUUUGUACAGGUAGCAUCAUGGAACUGCUUCCCAACUCACCCUCU